Lobosporangium transversale is the source of this 3649-nucleotide messenger RNA. RefSeq lists its product as hypothetical. Bases 265 to 3522 code for a protein of 1085 amino acids. Lineage: Eukaryota; Fungi; Mortierellomycota; Mortierellomycetes; Mortierellales; Mortierellaceae. The transcript is spliced from 2 exons. The record is from RefSeq and is a predicted model, not a curated record.
UUUUUUAUUUUUUAACACACUCUCUCUCUUCUCACUCUCACACUCUCACACUCUCUUACUCUCUUACUCUCACACUCUCUUACUCUCUUACUCUCUCUCACUCUCUCACUCUCUCACUCAUUCUCAUUCUCAUUCUCAUUGACGUUCCUUUUCUUUUUCUCUUUUUUCUGAUGGCCCAUUCACUUUAAGCAUUUCUUUCUUUUCUCUUCUCUUCUCUUCUCUUUUUCACCAAAAAGUUUUAUUGCAACAGCUUCAAUAAUAAUCAUGUCAACAGCCAUGCUUUCUGCACCUGCAGCAAGUCCUUUCUCAACCUCCUCCCCCUCCACCACUUCCUCAAUCAAUUCCUUUUUCGAGGAUAUUUCUCUUCUUCAAGACCUUUCACAUGAUUCCUCUUCUUCUUCCUCAUCGUCUCCUACAAUGACACCAACAACAACAACCACUACUACUACUACUGCUACUACUACUACACCUUCUUCAAUCAUAACCACUUUAACCAACACUACAACAACAGAAAUGUCUACUAUGCAACUAGUCUCACUAUCAAAUCUAAAGUUGAACAACGACAUGUUCUCCAAUCGAUCCCUCUCUAUCCAUCGUCGUAUCCUUGUCAAGAACUUCCUGACAUUGCUCUACCAACUCAGCCCACCCACUGCGACGAUGGAUGACUGGAUGCAGAUGCAGGCCUCGAUUGGCUAUGGAGCCGAUGACUUUCUCUCAUCCGAUCCUCUUCAGGGCACAGCAAAUGACAGUGACCUGUUGAUUAAAGAGGAUGAGCAGAGCGGAUGGAUGGAACGGACCUUGAGUGCUGCAGGCCUGAACGAUAACGAUACCGAUAAGAGAACCAAAGCUGACAGAAAAAACAACAAUAGCGCCCAUACAAACACCAAUCGAUCCACUGCAAAAGCUGAGAGCACAAGUUCAACGAAACAAAAUACCAACCCGUUUCUCAACUACACAAACAAUAAUAACAAUAAUACCUCAAACAACAAAUCCUCUGCUACUCCCACGACUACUCCAUCCUUGGUUCUCCCUCCGUCUUCUCCUUCUUCUCCUUCUUCUCCUUCCUCUUCUUCUUCUUCGUCUCCUCGAUCAGAAGAGCCCUCUUCAUUGACGACUAAACAAGCAUUACCUCGACCAAAGUCUUCUGAACUGCCUCAGUCACUACAUUCCUAUCUCUCAACCGUCUUUGAUGUCAACUGGUCUGUAGACCUUCCUAGUAAAGAGGACCUACUCUUCACCAGCUCCACCUCUUCCUCCUCCUCCCUCUCUUCUACCGGUCCAGGCUCUCCUCCAAUAGUAUCCAAACGUAAAUCCAUCUCAGCCGCAUCCGGACUAUCAUCUGUUUCAAAUGCCUACUCUUUCGAACCUACUGUUUCAGCCUCUUCUUCUUCUUCUUCUUCAGAUUCGACUUCAUCAGGACCCAGAUCCGGAUCCGGAUCAUCCUACAUGGCCUCGCCAAGGUCAUCUACUUCAUCAUCCUUUUCCUCAGUCUCGACCACAUCCAGUGCUUCGUCCGUGAGCUCCGUAGGAAGCGCCCUAACCAACUACAAUAACAAGACCGAUGGCCUGGACAGACCCAUAACUGGGACAGGAGCAGGAACGGGAGCAGGAGCAGGAGCAGGAGCAGGAGCAGGAGCAGGAACUGGAAAUGGAAAUGGAGCUGCAGGGACUGCCACUAACCCUGUCCGUAAGCUGCCUUUGCCCCCAAAUCCCACCGCUGCUUCUCGGGCCAACAGCAGCAACAAUACCAAUGUUCAAAUCACAAUUAACGGCCCCGUUGUUGCUGCUGGAUCCAAUAAUGGUGCACAUCAGAAUGCAACGGGAAACACUACCAAUGGCAUUGGCAGUGGAAUUAGUAAUACAGGCAGCAACACUCUUCAAGAAAACAAGAACCUGAAUAUGAACAUGAACACCACUAACCGAAAGACCAACGCCAAUGCUCAGCUCAAAGCACCACUCCUUCCUGGAAGGCGCUCUUCCUUGUUACAGACGGGUCAGAUACCACCCCCUAUCAAUUACAAUAAUAACAAUGGUAAUAAUGCCAAUGCCUCAAACAGGAUGAGCAUCAUCAAUACAAAUGCCUCCUCACUAGAACGGCCCCGUCCAUCGCCACCAACUCUCUCAGUGUCACCACCCUUGUCCCCUACUCCUGUCACUAGUCCAUCGGCCACAGCAGCAUCGCCUUCACUUUCGCCACCACUAUCCAAUGCCUCUCCGAACCAAGCGACUUCACCACCACUACUUCCGGCAAAGCCAUUCAUCUCCAAGAGAACGUCGUCGUUGCAAGUAGAGCGACCCAAAUCUGUCCAGCGCUCGUUCAGUGACAGCAACAAUGUCUACCAUCACCAAAGUCUCAGCCCUGUGUCCCCGACAAUGACUGCGACAACACUGUCAGUUCCAGAGGCCAAUAUCAUUGGACUGCCCCGGCCUAUUCUGAACCCGGCAUCACACCACGCCAGCUCACCACCGCCUUCGCCGUCAAAGACGUCUCUUUCCCCUACAGACUCUACCACGCCCACGACCACAUUGUCUCGAUCACCCUCUAGCACGGUCCACGUAGCGGUUCUGCAGACGAACCCCUAUAAGCGAUCUGCUUCGGAUGAGCAGAUUAUGAAGGCUCGGGUAGUGAGGGCACCCUCACCUUCAUCUUCGCCCUCACUUUCCCCUUUACCCUCUAAUUCGCCCUCGACCUCCUCUUCAUCUACGUCCCUAUCCACCGCCAGCUCAUCCGUCCCUCCCUCGCCCGUCAUAGCAGCGACACCAGCACCGGUGGCGAUGUCGAGACCUACGCCCACAUAUUAUCUAAAGUCUUCGAAAUCCAGUCCUUGUCUCAAAGAGUCAAUGUCUGAUGGGAAGAAUGUACAGGGAAAUGCGAGCAAUGCGCCAGUGAUGCCAGAUCUGUAUGCUCAACAACAAUAUCAGCAGCUCUAUAAUAACCAGCAACAACAACAACAACAACAACAACAACAACAACAACAGCAGCAGCAGUAUCAGUAUCAACAAGAUUUGGCACACCCACCACAGCCUGUUGCUGCUGCAGAGAACAGGGCUGGAUUAGGAACUGGAGUAGGAGCGGGACUUCGACUUUUGGCCAGGACUAGUUCUCAAAGGAGUAAAGCGGCAUCGACGAACGAGAACGGGGCUAGAGCAGGAGAUGGUGGAUUGGAUGUUUAUUCACAAAACAACCACGAAGGCUCUGGUCGGAAUCGUGGGCCUUAUGGUCAUGUACGUGGACAUGCGUAUGCACAGAGCAUGAGUAAUGUGAGUGUGCUAUCUGCAUCUGCAACAGAUCUUGAAAUGUCGAUCAAGUCGGCUCCUCUGAUGGAUCCAGGUCAAGGAAACGGUAGCUCGGGAAGAUCGAUGACGAUGGAUCACCACGGCCAUGGUAGUAGUAAUAAUCAUAAUAAUAACAACGGCAAUGGUGGCAAUAGCAACGGUGGCAAGCCAGCGGCUUCAUCUGGGCGUUGGACGUCGAUGAAGAUGAUUCUAGGCUUGCGAGUUGGUCAUGGUACCAAGAGCUAGAAAGAAACAUAGUCAUCAUCAACUAUCAUCUCUAUCCCGUUAUACCCUACCUCCUUUUUUACAGCCAUCCAUUCCAUUUAUUUAAGCCUUUUUUUAUUUUUUUUUAUUUUUUUUGUAUAGAGUUGCC